Boleophthalmus pectinirostris (great blue-spotted mudskipper) is the source of this 5658-nucleotide messenger RNA. It is a transcript of the gene ctnnd1, whose product is annotated as catenin (cadherin-associated protein), delta 1. Bases 243 to 3023 code for a protein of 926 amino acids. Lineage: Eukaryota; Metazoa; Chordata; Actinopteri; Gobiiformes; Gobiidae. The transcript is spliced from 23 exons. Gene Ontology annotation, molecular function: cadherin binding. Gene Ontology annotation, cellular component: plasma membrane; nucleus; cytoplasm. The record is from RefSeq and is a predicted model, not a curated record. Gene Ontology annotation, biological process: cell-cell junction assembly; cell-cell adhesion.
UCUCUUUUUCAGUGUGAGUCCCCGUCCGGCUGUGUGCAACGCUUAUUUAUUUUACCUUUCGGUUGGUUGUUUUGCCACGUUUGGAGAAUUUUCCGCCGGAUUUCAACUCACUUUUCCGAGGUUUCUUGUAUUGUAUCGGAGCAGUGGCAGCAGCUCUUUCGGCUGUGCUAGGCCUACCGUCGACCUCAAAAGCACUUAUGGACUUUGAGAAAACAGUCUAAACUGUCUUCUGAAUAGUGUGAAUGGAGCAGUGUGCGAGUACGGCCUCUCUGCUGGCCUCUGUGCGGGAGCAGGAGAGGCAGUUUGAGAUGCUGAGUCGAGCCCUGGAGGAGGAGCGCAGGUCGUGUGCUGGCACCCUGCCCCGCCCCCUCCCCAACAUGCAGAACGGGCGCAUUCCUGAUGCAGGCCUAGAACGGCUGACUCUGAACGAGGGUUACAUCAACGGGACACAUCACUUCAUGAUGGAGCCGGGUCAGCUGGUGCAAGAGUCCUUUAGCUUGGAGGAGCAGCCCCCAGAGCCACCCGUCAUCACUGUGGAGACUGGAGAGGAUGGGACCACGCGCCGCACAGAAACCAAUGUAAAGAAAGUAAUAAAGACCACUACCACGCGCACAGUCAUCCCCUCUGUGUCGGACACCAUGUCUCUGGACGGAGGUGGCUCAGUGACAGGGAUGGGCUACACCACUCCUUACAGGCCACCACCAGGAGGGCCGAUUGACUACCCCACUCACACUGUACCUCGCAACUACCACUACGGACCACCAGGGGGCUACGACGACUACAGAGGAGGACCCCCGUCUGACACCUAUGCUAGCCUUACCCGAGGGGCCCGCAUUGAUGAUCGCUACAGGCCAGUUCAUCCAGAUGGUUACAGGACAUUAGAUCCAAACUACAGAGCCCAGAGCAGAGGCCAGCUGGACCCCUAUGCAGCCCAGCCACAGGUUGGACGUGGCAGUGCAAUGGAGCUAUCGUCCAUCCCUCGGUUUGUCCCUGAGCCCUACGGUUUAGAGGACGACCAGCGCAGCAUGGGGUCUUAUGAGCCCGACUAUGGCAUGGGACAUCCUAUGCACUACAGCACAGUGCCCCGCAACCACCACCCCUUCCCCCACGCCCCGCCUCGACGAGCAGGGAGUUAUGAGGGCACUUUAGACGGCGAUAUGAGUGGUCCUGCAGACAUGUACUACUGGGGGGGUGCUCCUUUGGCUCAAGGCGAGAGGGGCAGUAUGGCUUCUCUCGACAGCACCCUGAGGAAACCCCCUGGGCCCGGCGGCUGGCGUCAACCGGAGCUACCAGAGGUCAUCGCUAUGCUCAACUACAGGCUAGACCCGGUCAGGAGCAAUGCAGCCGCUUACCUACAGCAUCUCACCUACAAGAAUGAUAAGGUGAAAACUGAUGUACGUCGUCUCAAAGGCAUCCCAGCACUGGUCUCGAUGCUUGACAACCCAAACAGAGAGGUUCACUAUGCAGCCUGUGGAGCACUAAAGAACAUUUCUUAUGGCAAAGACCCAGACAACAAGAUCGCCAUAAAAAACUGUGAUGGUGUCCCUGCACUGAUCCGACUGCUGCGAAAAACCCGCGACCAGGAACUUACUGACUCCAUCACAGGGACACUGUGGAACCUGUCCUCACACGACUCAGUGAAGAUGGAGAUUGUGGACCAUGCGCUUCACGCUUUGGCUGAUGAGGUGUUGGUGCCUCACUCGGGCUGGGAGAGGGGAAGCAAUGGAGCUGGAGGGGGUGAGGAGAACUGCAAACCCCGGCAUCUGGAGUGGGAGACGGCCCUGACCAACACAGCCGGCUGCCUUAGAAACGUGAGUUCGGAGCGCAGUGAAGCGAGGAGGAAGUUGAGGGAAUGCACAGGGCUGGUGGACUCUCUCAUGUACAUUGUCCAGUCCCAGAUUGAUUGUAAAGAUGUUGAUAAUAAGUUGAUAGAGAACAGUGUGUGUCUGCUGAGGAACCUGUCCUAUCAGGUGCACCGUGAGAUCCCCGGUGCUGAGCGCUACCAGGAGGUCACGCCUCUCACCCAAGGCUCCUCCGGCCAAAAGGGCGGGUGUUUCAGCUCCCGAAAAAGCAAAGAUGAGUGGUUUUCUAAAGGUAAGAAAGAUGAAAAUAUUGCAGAGGACACUGUAGACAUCCCAAAAAGGACAACUCCAGCCAAAGGCUAUGAGCUCUUAUACCAGCCUGAGGUGGUCCGGAUCUACACAUCUCUCCUGAAAGAAUCAAAAAACCCAACUGUGUUGGAGGCUUCAGCCGGAGCUGUUCAAAACCUGUGUGCUGGGCGCUGGACUUAUGGCAGAUAUAUCCGUGGUGUUCUGCGUAAAGAGCAAGGGCUGUCCAUGAUGACACAGCUUUUGGCCCAUGGCAACGACCGUGUGGUCCGAGCCAUGUCUGGAGCCUUGCGCAACCUGGCCAUUGACCCACGAAACAGGGAGUUAUUAGGUCAACAUGCAGUGCCUCACCUGGUGGCCAACCUGCCUGGAGGUGGUCAGAGCCAGCCGGUCAGAGUUCUGUCUGAGGAGACUGUGGUGUCUGUACUGAGCACGCUCCAUGAGGUCCUGGGCUCUAGUUUAGAGGCAGCCAAGAUUCUGAGAGCGUCACAGGGAAUAGAGAGACUUGUACUCAUCAACAAAGACGGUAACCGUUCAGAGCGUGAGGUGCGGGGGGCCGGCCUAGUGCUGCAGACUGUGUGGGGAUACAAGGAGCUGCGACGGGCCCUGGAGAAGGACGGCUGGAAGAAGACUGACUUCAUGGUGAAUCUGAACCACGUCAACCCCCCCAGCAGCACCCGCGCCAACGGAGGCUACGAGGAAAGCACUCAGCCGCUCAUAGAUAAAGGGGCCAAAGGGGACAGAGAAAUGAUUCCAAUGAAUGACUUGGGACCAGAUGCCUACUCCACACUGGAUCAGAAAGGGAGAAAGAACACUCUGGAUGACACACUCGAACCUGCUGACAAAGAUGCGGUCCAGGGAGGGAUGUAUGAGAGACAAGCCUCUUUGCCUCUCUUGGAUUCUUACGAUGGUUAGGCCACACCCACUGUUCACUGCAUGUCCCGCAUGAAAAACUGAUCGUGUGCAUCACCAGACGACAGCCUCCUCCCACCUACUGCCCUUGCUGAAUAAAAUGGAGGACCACUUCUAAACCAAUGACUCUUGAUCUCCAUUUGUGCAUCUGAUCUUCUGUCUUUCCUCAAAAUCUAUCACAAAAUUGCUUCUCUCUUCCUCCUCCUCCUCCUCCUACCAUUUACAUUCCUCCUCCGUUGUGGCUCUCCUGUGGAUAACUGGACAUUAACUAAAAAAAAAAAGACACUUUAUUCUUAGCUUCUUCAACAUGCAACAAACACUAUGGAAAAACACUAAAUGUAAAGAAAGACAUCUUUGCUGAACUUUAUUUUGUUUAAGCAUUGUCUAAUUACAACAAACUAUGGGAUCCAAAUGGGACACUUUCUUUGCUGGUAAUCUAGAGGAAUACAUAUUACUGUUUUGGAAGAGAAAAAAAAUGAGGGAAUGUGUAUUUUUCUGUAAUGUUUAAACUAAAUAGUUCCUGACAAAAAAAUGAUCUUCAUUAAUCUCCUAAUCUCAAACUUGUGCUACUUUAUUAUUCAGUUGUGGUUCUCUUGCUUUUCGCACUGUACCAAUUUUUUGUACAUGUGCCAAAAUGUUCCUGCUACUGCCGCAUCUGCCAAUACAAAUGCAUUAAUAUUUUGAAUUUAUAUAAUGCUCACAGCCUUUACAAAUAUGCAUAUUUGAUUCACUUUACCAAAAUGCAUGAAAUUGCUGCAUUUUAUGGUCAUGAAUGUCGCCUGUAGAUUCAGAUGGUCCUAAGCUAACUCAUUUUUUUUGUCAAGUUCACAACAAUUAGUAAAAUUUUAUGGAAAAGUACAAUUUUAGUAGUUACAUUUACAAAUUAAACCUCAUGCAUAUCUAAGCAGGCAUUGAACAAGAAUAAGACAAAAUGGCCCAACCUCUUACAAUGUAAAAAGAUCCACACAAAAUGUGAAAUAUUUUAAUUGAGAUUAAAUAUGUAUAUUCGGUUAAUCAGAUAUCGAAUAGGUUAUUCAUAUAUUUCAGAUUGAUGAAAAAUGUGCACUGUUGCCGUUACAGUUAACAAUUCAAAACAAAAUAUUAAAAGACUGAACCCAUUAAUAUUUGGUUUUCACAAAUUAAACAACAAUUUUAAUAUAUUAUUCUGUGUAUUCUCACAUCUACUGCUUAGAGUACUUAGAAUUUAAAAUUUUCAUUGCUUAACUUUUUAUAUUGCCUGCUUGUUUCCAUGAAGAUGUUACUGCUACGUAGUAUGGCAUUAAACAUAUCCAAAUUAAUAUUUCAUCCAUUAGAGGUGUUUUCCUCCUUAUAAAUGCCUUUUUAAUACAUACAUUCUUACUGUGAGCGGGGAUUCCUCUACACAGAUCUGACCUGCAACUUGGCCAGUUGGCAUCAUUUGCUUGUCGCCAUGGAGAUGAAUAAGUUCAGUGCCAAACUGUGGAACAUUCUAGGCAAAGCAAUAACAUUUCCACAGAGAUGAACAAGUAGGUGGUGUACACUUACUCAGUUACUCAGAGCAUGUUUAAUCUAUCUAUUAAAAGAACUACUUUUCCAUGAUAUUUAAAUUAAUUGCUGGACUGUACAUGUAAUGAGUUUGUUGAAAAAUCCUUUAAUAGUUAACUAUUGUUGCAGUUAAUCUAUUCCCUGUAUGUUCCUUAACUUUGUAACAUUUGAGGGAUAUUGCUGCAGUGAGACUAAUGUUGUGGGGUCCUUUCUAACUUCAGGUCUAUAUUCGUAUUGAAUGUGUACAUAUAAAAUGUCGGUAACAGUGUCUUAAUAGUGGGCCAAUGGAGUGCCUCUGUGUCCUGCUUAACACUAUACAACGUAACUAAAAUCAAUGUCUUUUACUCGACUUGAUAUAAGUUGAGCUGAACUUUUCUACUCAAGAUAACGGUUAAUAUGUGAACUUAAUGUUACGUAUGAUUCUUGUGGGAUUGGCAUUUUAUAAGGUAUUAACCUCCACUGUUCAAACGUGUAGUUCAAACUCUACAAAAGCAGUGUUUUGUCUGCUAACCUUUGCUUUUCCUGUCAAAAAUAACCUAAUGCAAAUUGAGGUGUACAUAAUUACAUUAAGCAUAGGGGGUUAACCAUCUUUUCCAAUACAUUUUGUUGCUUUUUCUUGUAUUUGUUUCUUUAGCCAAUCCAAACACUACAAAGUUGCCUUUAAGAGUGGACUGACAAAGAGGACAUUUGGGGAGAGCAAGGGUUAGUUAAAUUAAUUGGUGUAAUUACGGAGGCAAAGACCAGAAUUUGCUAUAGUUAAAAUGGAGUAAAAAAUAAAAAUAAAAAAGCACAUUUAAACUAUAUAUACCAGAGAAUAUUUGUUAAUUUUAAUGCUUUUAUGUAUUUUUGUGUUUCUUUUUAUAUUGAUUUUUGGUUUAAUUUUUUUUGGGUGCUUUGGGUGAACGCAUAUGCAAUCAGUUGUAGUUUGAUUCAACAGUUUGUAUUAAUUAAAUGCAAAAAAAACUCUUUCAGCCUUCAACAUACUGGAAACACUAAUGACAAGAAAAUCUGAUUAUUGUUAUGCCUUGGCUCUUAAAGUUGCACAUCAUUUAUGAAUGAAACAUGUAACUAGCAAUACUGUUUUUAAUAAAAGAGAAAAUGAUUUUUCAAAUAA